CUGACGUAGGCUAUAAAAGAAAGGUCACAAAACCAAACAAAACACUCAGACUAAAAUAUAAAUGUAAAAAAUGCCAUUAUGUCCAACUUUGCUACAUAUGAAGAACCCGCGAGUUCUUCUUUGACGGGAAUAGUCAGGCUACUGCAUGUGUUUGAACGAUGUUUCCUCAGACCACAGAGAAUAACAGAGCCUGGUAAGAAGUGAGGGUGAUGUAAAUCGUCUUCCAGCAACACCAGGUCCAUGAUCUCGCCAAAGAUGGUAGCGGCACACACUUCUGCCCAUGCUUCUGCGUCUGCAGAAUGGAUUAUUUGCCUUGAUAAAAGGCCUGCAGAACGAUCUGGAGAAGACAUUGACAUCAUAUUGGCCCGUCUGAAAGAUGUGAAGGCCUUUGAGAAGUUCCACCCCAGCCUGCUUCAGCAGAUCUGCCUCUGUGGUUUCUACGAAUGCCUGGAAAAAGGGAUCACAUUGUACCGUCAGGGAGACUUUGGAACAAGCUGGUAUGCAGUUCUCUCUGGCUCACUUGAUGUCAAAGUAUCUGAGACAGCCAACCAUCAGGAUGCUGUCACUAUCUGCACCCUGGGGAUUGGCACGGCUUUUGGGGAGUCCAUCCUGGACAACACUCCACGGCACGCCACCAUCGUCACCCGGGAGUUCAGUGAGCUGUUGCGCAUCGAGCAGAAGGAGUUCAAAUCACUGUGGGAGAAAUACCGUCAGUGCAUGGCCGGUCUCCUUGCCCCCCCUUAUGGUGUUAUGGAAAGUGGACCAAGCAGUGACAGAAUGCCAGACAAAGCGAAUAUGAGCAACCUCACCUUAGGUUCUAUGCCAAAAAACCUGAACAAGACCCCUCUCAUUGAAAGUCAGGCCAAACCUCGCCCUAAAUCCGUUCUUCAGGUUCCAUCAGAAAAGAUCCUGAGGGCCGGAAAGGUUUUGCGCAAUGCCAUCUUGUCCAGAGCCCCUCAUAUGAUCCGAGAUAGGAAAUAUCACUUGAAGACAUACAGGCAGUGUUGUGUGGGCACAGAACUGGUGGACUGGCAGAUGCAGCAGAGCCCCUGUGUUCACUCCCGUACCCAGGCUGUGGGCAUGUGGCAGGUGCUGCUGGAGGAGGGCGUGCUCAACCACGUGGACCAGGAGCUGAACUUCCAAGACAAGUACCUGUUCUACCGUUUCCUGGAUGAUGAACGAGAGGAUGCUCCCCCACCCAGCGAGGAGGAAAAGAAGGAGAGUGAGGAGGAGCUGCAGGAUACGCUCCUGCUCCUGUCCCAGAUCGGCCCUGAUGCCCACAUGCGCAUGAUCCUCAGGAAGCAGCCAGGGCAGAGAACAGUGGAUGAUUUAGAAAUUAUAUAUGAAGAGCUUCUUCAUAUAAAGGCUUUAUCUCACCUCUCUACCACUGUAAAGAGGGAGUUAGCUGGCGUGCUGAUAUAUGAGUCCCAUGCAAAAGCCGGAACAGUGUUGUUUAACCAGGGAGAAGAAGGGACAUCAUGGUACAUCAUCCUGAAGGGCUCUGUCAAUGUCGUCAUAUAUGGCAAGGGUGUUGUGUGCACGUUGCAUGAGGGGGAUGACUUUGGGAAACUGGCUCUGGUGAACGAUGCCCCGCGGGCUGCCUCCAUCGUUCUGCGAGAGGACAACUGUCACUUCCUGCGGGUGGACAAGGAGGACUUCAACAGGAUCCUGAGGGAUGUGGAGGCGAACACAGUCCGUUUGAAGGAGCAUGAGCAGGAUGUGCUGGUCCUGGAGAAGAGCACUGCCAACACCCGCAACUCGAGCCAUGGGGCCACACCUUCCCACUUUAAGUACACUGUGAUGUCAGGAACACCAGAGAAGAUCCUAGAACACUUUCUGGAGACUAUGCGACUGGAUUCCCACUUCACAGAGUCAGACCCUGCUCUGGAUGACUUCGUUCUAAUGCGCUGUGUCUUCAUCCCCAAUAGUCAGUUGUGCCCAAUGCUUAUGGCCCACUACCAUGCUCAAGCAUCCCAAGGCUCAGAGCAGGAGAAACUGGACUACGCCCUGAACAACAAGCGGCGGGUGAUACGCCUGGUGCUGCAGUGGGCCUCCAUCUAUGGAGAUCAUCUCCAGGAGGAGGAUGCCUCACUGGCUUUUCUGGAGGAGUUCUAUGUGUCUGUGUGUGAUGACUCCAGGGUGAUCCCGGCCCUGAAAGAGAUGCUGCCGGAACUGGAGAAGAUCGUCAAACAGAACUCUGAUGAUGCAAAAUCCUCACAAAAAAAGCACAAGGUCCUACUGCGGCAGUUCAGCAUGGGUGAUGAACGGCUUCAGAAACGACAGCCAAUCAAGAGCAAUGAUGAAAUCCUGUUUAAGGUGUACUGCGUAGACCACACCUACACCACUAUCCGAGUACCAGUGGCUGCUUCAGUGAGAGAGGUAAUCAGCGCUGUGGCUGACAAACUGGGGUCAGUGGAGGACCUCCUUCUGGUCAGCCUCAGUUCAGCUGGAGACAAGGUGGUGCUGAAGCCCAAUGACAUUUCAGUCUUUUCCACGCUUAGUAUCAAUGGACGUCUGUUUGCCUGCCCCAGGGACCAGAUGGAUUCACUGACACCACUGCCUGAGCAGGAAGGGCCAUCUCUGGGAACCAUGGGAACUUUUGAGCUGAUGAGUUCUAAAGAUCUGGCCUAUCAGAUGACUGUUUAUGACUGGGAACUCUUCAACUGCGUACAUGAGCAUGAGCUCAUAUACCACACAUUUGGGCGGCAGAACUUCAAGAAAACUACAGCCAACCUGGACCUGUUCCUCAGGAGGUUUAAUGAACUGCAGCUGUGGGUAGUCACAGAAGUGUGUCUUUGUGCCCAACUCAGCAAGCGUGUGCAGCUGCUUAAGAAGUUCAUCAAGAUUGCAGCACACUGCAAGGAAAAUAAGAAUCUGAACUCCUUCUUUGCCAUCAUCAUGGGCAUGGGUAACCCAGCUGUGAGCAGGUUGAGUCAGACCUGGGAGAAACUUCCUAGCAAGUUCAAGAAGUUCUACGGGGAGUUUGAAAGUUUAAUGGACCCAUCCAGGAAUCAUCGGGCAUACCGGCUCACAGUGGCCAAGCUGGACCCACCCAUCAUCCCCUUCAUGCCCCUGCUCAUCAAAGACAUGACUUUCACUCAUGAAGGCAACAAGACAUUCAUAGACAGUUUGGUCAAUUUUGAAAAAAUGAGGAUGAUUGCAAACACAGUGAGGAUAGUGAGAUACUGCCGAAGCCAGCCUUUCAGUCCAGAGGCAUCCCAGGCCAACAAGAAUCACCAUGACGUGCGGAGUUACGUGCGACAGCUGAAUGUGAUUGACAACCAGAGGACCCUUUCGCAGCUCUCCCACAGACUGGAGCCCCGUCGGACCUGAGCCAUUGCCGAUAAACCACACAAUACUACUCAUGCUGCUGCUGUACCUACCAAACAUAACCAAGCUUGAUGUGGAAUUUGUACCAUACUAUAUGAACCCCCAUUCAUGCACCCAGGCUGUUCAGCCCACAGAUAAGCAGAUCUGAGACUGCUCUACACUCCUCAUAGCCAUCUCCCUCUAUAACUCCUUUACUCAAAGGACACAGUGUUUCUCAUGCCCAUUGUCAGUAGCAUUUAGGUCCUUUUUGCCCUUUAUAUUUUUUUUGUUUUUCAUUUUCUCUGCCAAUGUGUCUGUUCCAAUCGCUACUUGCGGUUUUAAAGCAUUUAUUUCUAUCAGAGCUCUUUCCUGCUUAAACCUGUCAAUUUACAGAGGUCUUGCUAGAAUAAAAGAUGAAAGAAAUUAAGAUUGACCCACCCCCCACCCCCACCCCAAACUGGUUAGAAAAGGCUUUUAAAAGUUAACAGACUGAAAGCCAAAUGUGAAGCAUAAAUGUUCUGAACAUUUUUGGGAACUAUGUCAUUCAUGAAGACAGACACUGCCACAGAAGGAAUUAUUUAGUUUCAUUCCAUUAUUUCGCCAUUAGUAUAUAGUGAGGAUACUCUAGGGAUUAUCAGUAAACUUCAAAUAUUAAUAUUAUUUCUGUUAGCCAUUUAAAUGUUCAUAUAAUAGUCUUUGAUUAAUCCUUUGUUUUAUUACUGUAUGCCAUCAUUUUCCCAUCAUAGCAUUCAGCUCUAUUCAUGUGGUUUUGUAAAUCAGUUUAUUGAUACUUUGGUUUGUGUGGCUGUUAUCUUACACAUAUGGUGAAAAUUGCUUUGAUUUAUUUAUUUUGACCUCAGCAUGCACAGAUUAGAGAUAAACACUGAGAGCAGCUCCUUUUCAAUGAGUUUGUGAGGUGUAGUGUCUAUAAACUUUAUAUUUUAUGUUCAUUCUGUAAAUAUGAUAAAUGUAUUAAAUGUAUUUGAAGAC
Messenger RNA from Anguilla anguilla (European eel), 4299 nucleotides. RefSeq names its product Rap guanine nucleotide exchange factor (GEF) 4 (gene rapgef4). The transcript has 31 exons. Gene Ontology annotation, cellular component: plasma membrane. The record is from RefSeq and is a predicted model, not a curated record. NCBI's taxonomy places the organism in Eukaryota, Metazoa, Chordata, Actinopteri, Anguilliformes, Anguillidae. The coding region runs from base 241 to 3333 and encodes 1030 amino acids. Gene Ontology annotation, biological process: positive regulation of GTPase activity; Ras protein signal transduction; spermatogenesis. Gene Ontology annotation, molecular function: guanyl-nucleotide exchange factor activity; cAMP binding.